GCAGAAUGCCGACCGACGAGGCACUAUGAACUUUUCAAUGUCGAUUGGGGGCAUUGCGUCUUUCAUGACUUCAAUAACAGCGAUAUUCACUGGGCUACCAAUUCUAUGACAUUAGAGAUUUCGCGUAGCAUUGUUUUCAGUGGCUACACUACCAAAAUAGCACGGCCGCGGUGACCAGUUCUCGUCCACCAGUCUUAAGCAAGCCGACGUCUCUUCUAAGUACCUAGCUCUUGCUGUGUAUUUCGCUGCUGCCAUCUGGUUCUUCUCCCAACACAAUAAACCACAGCCAUGGCGACAGAUCAGCUCAAGGUCCUGGCCGGCCGCACCGACGGCGUGCAGCCUGAAGUGCCUGGCCAGCAUCUAGCCAAGAUCAAAAGCAUAGAGUACUUCCGCGUCAAGCCUCGGUGGCUCUUUGUCAAGAUCUGCGACAACCAAGGUAAUCACGGAUGGGGCGAGGCCACACUGGAGGGACACACCAAGGCGAUCGAAGGCGCCCUGGACGAGAUCAUCGACCGUAUCAUUGGGUAUGAAGCAGAUGACAUUGAACAUAUCUGGCAGACGAUAUACAGGCUAGGUUUCUAUCGAGGAGGACCAGUCUUCAUGUCCGCACUCGCCGGGAUUGACAUCGCGCUGUGGGAUUUGAAAGGACGCAAGUUGAACGUGCCCAUCUAUCAAUUGCUCGGUGGCAAAGUGCGCAACAAAGUCCAAGUGUACGCCUGGAUCGGGGGCGACCGACCCGCCGACAUCGAAGCCGCGGCCAAGGCACGGAUCGCGCAGGGUCUGAAAUGUAUCAAAAUGAAUGCCACCGAGGAUCUGGGAUGGCUCGACUCACCGUCCGUCCUGGACGCGACGAUCUCUCGGCUCAAAAUCGUCAAGGGGCUGGGGUUGGACGCCGGCCUCGACUUCCAUGGGCGUUUGCACAAGCCCAUGGCCAAGCAACUUGCCAAAGCCCUCGAACCCUACCAUCCUUUGUUCAUUGAAGAGCCAUUGUUAGUUGAACACCCUGAAGCCUUGAAACAGUUGUCCCAGUAUACGACGAUACCCAUUGCUUUUGGCGAGAGGCUGUACUCGCGCUGGGACGUCAAGCGCUUUCUGGAGGACGCAAGCGUGGAUAUCCUGCAGCCGGACAUCGCGCAUGCAGGUGGAAUUUCCGAGACGAAACGCAUGGCAAAUAUGGCGGAAACUUAUGAUGUGGCGGUUGCGCCGCAUUGUCCUUUGGGGCCUAUCGCAUUGGCGGCGUGCAUACAGGUUGAUCUUGCGAUUCCGAACUUCGUGAUUCAGGAGAUGAGUUUGGGGAUGCAUUACAAUACAGAGGCUGGGGAGGAGGAUCUGAACACGUACCUAUUGGAUAAUUCGGUUUUUGAGAUACGUGAGGGGUAUCUCCAGGCGCCGAAAGGGCCAGGCUUAGGGAUUGAGGUUGAUGAAGAGGUUGUGAGACGGAUUGCUGCGGACACGAAGCCGUGGCAGCCUAAGGAGUUUUAUGGUCCGGAUGGGAGUGUUAGGGAGUGGUAGAGAGAGCUGUAUCCUAAUAUUAGAAAAAGCUUUGAAGCGAAAAUCCAAUUGUCACACCUCUGGGAAGAGCCUUAUAACGACCGUUCCAGUCUGGUAAGAGAGAUAUGUCUCGAGGCUGCGUCGGGUUCUUCUCACUGGGAGCGAGUAUUGGGUGAGCGAUUGCGAUCCCUCAGCCUGCAACGGAAACAACGCCGUGUCCCUCCGUGGCUCGGUUGGCAUACGACCGAGUUUCGCUCGUGGGGUUGCGGAUGAUCGACAACCUCUC
This is a messenger RNA of Exophiala viscosa, 1777 nucleotides long. RefSeq names its product galactonate dehydratase. Lineage: Eukaryota; Fungi; Ascomycota; Eurotiomycetes; Chaetothyriales; Herpotrichiellaceae. The transcript is spliced from 2 exons. Bases 289 to 1512 code for a protein of 407 amino acids. Gene Ontology annotation, biological process: D-galactonate catabolic process; amino acid catabolic process. The record is from RefSeq and is a predicted model, not a curated record. Gene Ontology annotation, molecular function: galactonate dehydratase activity.